AUUUCAUCGUUGUGAGAAGCUGCCAGAGAUCUUAUAAUGGCCUUGAUUUGUAGCGCUCUACCAUUUGUGGGCGACUGCCGCGGCUCUGUUCGGCAACGAUGACCUCGAUCCCACGCCCUCCACAUGCAGUAGUGGUGCCCUUUCCUAGUCAAGGCCAUGUCAAUCCGCUCAUGCACUUUGCCAAGCUCUUGGCCGCCAGGGGAUUCUUCGUAACUUUCAUCAACACAGACUGGAUGGAACAGAGGAUCUUCAAAACGCCCAACGAUUCCGCGGCCGUUUCCAAUCAGUUGCAGGAGCAAGGCCUUCAGAUUCGCUUUCUGGCUCUUCCCGAUGGCCUCCCUCCCGACCAUGGACGAGUACAAGCGAUUUAUGAGUAUUUCCAGGCCACGCAAAAGUUAGGCCCUGCCAUGGUUCGACUCCUGCAGAGCACCGCCAAUGAAGCCCCGCCGAUCACUUGUAUUGUCAGCUCUUGCUUCAUGUCUUGCACCCACCAACUAGCCACAUCGCUGGUUCUGCCUCGCGUUGUUUUCUGGACCUUCUGCACCUCUGCCGCCAUCGUAUUUGCCAAUUGUCGGAUGCUUCUGGAGAAGGGAUACAUUCCAAUAAAUGUGAAGGAGGCACGGCGGGCGGAAAACCUUAUCACUUGUCUUCCGGGUAUGAUUCCCCCUUUGCGGCAAACGGACCUUCCGACUGCUUUCAGAGUUGAAGACACGGCCGAUUCAACGUUUCAAUUGAUGAUGUACGAAUCCGAGAUUCAGAACAAGGCGGAUUAUGUGCUUAUCAAUGCGUUUGAAGAGCUGGAAGGCCCCGAGGCUGCAGAGGGGCUCUCCAAAGGCUACCCUGCUCUGCCCAUCGGCCCUGUCUUCCUUCCCGACUUCCUCCAAGCGACUAAAUCCUCUGUAAGUGUUGCUACCAGCCUGUGGGAAGAGGACCUGGAUUGCCUUCAAUGGCUUCAGACUAAAGCACCUUCCUCUGUUCUGUACGUCUCUUUUGGGAGCAUCGUGGUGAUGUCGAUGGAGCAGUUGCAUGAACUGGCCCUAGGGCUGGAGGCCAGCGAGCAGCCUUUUCUGUGGGUAUUACGGCCUGACAUAAGCGAGGGAAAAGCCACGGUGUUGCCCGAGGGAUUCAGAGAACGAAUUGGGGAGCGCGGAAGGAUUGUGCAGUGGGCGCCUCAAUUGAAGGUGCUUUCCCAUCCCUCUGUUGGCGGAUUCUUGACCCACAAUGGAUGGAACUCCACUUUAGAAAGUAUUAGCUUGGGAGUGCCCAUGAUUGGAUGGCCUCUCUGGGCAGAACAGUUUCUCAACGGCAGAUUUUGCAAGGAGAUAUGGAGGAUUGGCAUGGAUUUCGAGUCUCGAGUUGAAGAUGAGAAUGCUUUGGUAUCGAGGGAGGAGGUGGAGAAGGUGGUUCGGGCAAUGAUGGAAGGCCCCCAAGGAAAGGAAUUAAGAAAGAAUGUGGCAAGGUUAAAAGAGGCUGCAACGAAAGCAGUGAUGCCGGGGGGUUCAUCUUAUCGAAAUUUGGAUAAAUUUACCAGCGACAUGACUGCAAGAGCCAACUCCCAGUUUGAGUAGAUCGAGGUUUUCAUGGUUUUACUUUUGAAGUGCUAAUCUGUAAUAAGGGAGAGACAGAAAAUCUGUUUGUACCUUAUGUAAUCUCAUGUGAUGUACAUGGUAUUAUGAUUAUGUUUGUAAGUUUACCCACUCUGAAGAUUAUGAGCUGUUCUGGACUGUUUUCUUUGA
Messenger RNA from Cryptomeria japonica (Japanese cedar), 1736 nucleotides. RefSeq names its product 7-deoxyloganetin glucosyltransferase. Lineage: Eukaryota; Viridiplantae; Streptophyta; Pinopsida; Cupressales; Cupressaceae. The transcript is spliced from 2 exons. The record is from RefSeq and is a predicted model, not a curated record. Bases 99 to 1568 code for a protein of 489 amino acids. Gene Ontology annotation, molecular function: UDP-glycosyltransferase activity.